Messenger RNA from Paramormyrops kingsleyae, 1256 nucleotides. RefSeq names its product G-protein coupled receptor family C group 5 member B-like. The record is from RefSeq and is a predicted model, not a curated record. Gene Ontology annotation, cellular component: extracellular exosome; signaling receptor complex; plasma membrane. NCBI's taxonomy places the organism in Eukaryota, Metazoa, Chordata, Actinopteri, Osteoglossiformes, Mormyridae. Gene Ontology annotation, molecular function: protein kinase activator activity; G protein-coupled receptor activity; protein kinase binding. Gene Ontology annotation, biological process: G protein-coupled receptor signaling pathway.
UCCAUGCUAAAAAAUGUCUGCUUAAUUGAGAUGCAGCUUAUUAGACAAUAGUGGUUUUUAACAAUGAUGCUGGCUGUCUUGUGGGGGUCUUGCGGUCCGGAUUAGUUUGUGUUGCUUUUGUGACUUGUGAUGUGUUCUGCAGUUUUUAAUGGACCCAUGCCUAUUCCAUCCAUAAAAUGAUUGUUCUCUGUUUCUCUGUUUCAGUGAUGGCAUUCUCUCUAUCUCUGUUCAUCAUCAUGUUCUCCUUAGUGGAUUCCAGCUUAGCACAGGGCAAAACUGUUCCUGGUGGCUAUAUGGAAGUAGUGUGGGGCGUGGUGGCGGCAGCAGGUGGGGCGGCCCUGGCCUCGCUGAUCUUGGCUGUGGUGCUGCUCUGGCGCCUGCGGCGGAUCACAGACGCUGAGGUGCGCAGCGGGGUGGCGCCGCUGCUCCUGCUGCUUGCCACCAUCGUUGGGCUUUGCACGCUCACCGCCACGUACCUCCUUGACCACAAUGAGUAUGUGUGCAUCGCCCGGCGUGCUCUCUGGGGGCCACUCUUCGCCCUAUGCUUUGCCUGCCUGAUUAUUCAGGGUGUGCAGCUGUGCUGGUUGGCAAGAGGCACCCAAAGCCCCAGAAGAUGCUGCAUAGUAGGCCUAGCAGUGGCCUUGGCAAUAAUGGAUCCUGAAUGGAUCCUGUUAAUUAAUGUGGUGCAUCAGGGCCGGCCAGCCUGUCAGUAUGAAGCACUAGACUUCAUACUGGGCUGCACCUACCUGCUGGGCCUUCUGCUGCUGGCUGCAGCCUGCAGUCUUUGCAUGAAGAAGCUGCAGGCUAAAUGGAGGGCUGCAUGGUUGCUCGCUACCUGCAUGAGUUCUACUCUGCUGUGGGCGGGCUGGAUGACUUUCCACCUCCAUGGCAAGGUAGCGCUUGGCCUCACUGACUGGGACGAUCCUGUGCAGGCGGUGGUGCUGGUGGCGCAGGCAUGGCUGCUGCUACUACUUCAUGCAGCCCCUGAGACGCAUGCCUACCUGCGCCCGUCCCCACCCUGUCCAAGGGAGGCCAGCAACUCAGGUGCAGCCUGUCCUGGAGGUCACCAGAAUGGCAACAGGGACAACAGCGUCGAGCAGCCCAUCGACCUGGUCGUUAUUGUGAACGAGGAAGCAAGCCAUCUGGGAAGCUGAUGCUCCUUUGGUUCCUUUGGACUGUGCCAGCCCACUGCAGUAGAUGUUAAAAAUAAAUAACAUGUAUGAAAAUAAAUAAAUAAUAUAUAUACAUAUGUGGAA